AUGAGGAACAUGUUUGGGAUGAAGCUAGAUUACAACACUUCGUAUAGAGCUUUGUUAUCUGCGCAAGAGUUGGUGAGAGGAACAGCAGAAGGUGGAUAUGAGAAUCUGCCUUCUUAUUUGCGUCAGAUCGAGAUAUCGAAUCCGGGAACUGUCACAUGUCUUGUGAAAGAUGCUUCGAUAGCUGGUUUUAACUAUCUUAGGAGGGUUAUUGUGGUGGAUGGGACUCAUCUAUGUGGAAAGUAUGAAGGAGUUAUGCUAGUUGCUGCUGCCCAAGAUGGUAAUUUUCAGAUUUUUCCAUUGGCUUUUGCGAUUGUAGAUGCGGAGAAUGAUGAGUCGUGGGAAUGGUUUUUUACCCAAUUGCGGAGAUGUGUUUCAGAUCAGUAUGCUUUGGUGAUAGUGUCUGACAGGCAUGGUUCCAUUAAGAAGGCGUGUGAGAAGGUUUUCCCUUGGGCAAGGCGAGGAAUAUGCUAUUAUCAUCUACAGCAGAACAUAGUCCAAAAGUUCAAGGGAAAGCAUAUGUUGUACUUGGUCAAAGGCGCUGCUUAUGCACAUACGCUUUUCGAUUUUAACCGCUACAUGGAUGAGAUACGGAGUAUAAACCCAAACCUUGCAACAUAUUUGGAGAAUGCUGACGUCUCUUUAUGGUCACGAGUUCACUUUCAAGGUGACAGAUACAACAUAAAGACUAGCAACAUCGCAGAAUCCAUCAACUCUGCACUUAAGCCAGCCAAAGGAUUCCCAAUCUCAUUCCUUAUUGAAUUUAUACGCGAGAAGCUAGGAAGGUGGUUCUUUAUAAGGAGAGAAGAUGCUUUGAGUCUCACAUCACAUCAUAGUCGGGGAAUCGAAAACUUGUUGGCUAUUCGUGAAGAGUAUGCAGAUAUGAUGAAUGUGGAGCGUAUUGAUGGUUGGCGAUUUGUUGUGAGAGGAGGACAUCGAGAUUGUGUUGUUGACUUGGAACUUCGGAGGUGUCAAUGUGGUGUGUUUGAUAUUGAGAAGAUACCUUGUUCACAUGCCAUUGCAGCUGCAAAGGAUGCAAAUAUUCAUGUCACUACGCUUGUAUGCCCAUCCUAUUCAAAGAAUUAUCUUUAUGCAGCAUACGCGGCAAAUAUAUAUCCCAAAAGUGACGUUUUGGAAGCUCCCAACACUGAUGACACAUCACCUGCCAAUGAAGAAUAA
This is a messenger RNA of Brassica napus (rape), 1176 nucleotides long. RefSeq lists its product as uncharacterized. The record is from RefSeq and is a predicted model, not a curated record. Gene Ontology annotation, molecular function: zinc ion binding. NCBI's taxonomy places the organism in Eukaryota, Viridiplantae, Streptophyta, Magnoliopsida, Brassicales, Brassicaceae. The transcript has 2 exons. The coding region runs from base 1 to 1176 and encodes 391 amino acids.